GAACUAACUUUGUUUAUAAAAAAAUUUAAUCAAUUUGGUUCCGAUUUUUUCGUUGUAGAUAACGAAAAAUUUCGGACGAAAAUAAUUAAUUUUCUAUUAAUUAAGUAGUUUAGCUUCUGUUUCAAAACCUAGUUCAAGGUGGAUUCGUUCACGAACUCUAGUCUGAUGAUGGGGGAGCGUAUUAUUAAAAUAAAGACGCUGAACCCUCACAUAACAUGCACAAUUUGUAGAGGAUAUCUAAUCGAUGCCACCACUGUUACAGAAUGUUUGCAUACUUUUUGCAAAAGUUGUGUUGUGAAGCAUCUGGAAGAAGAGAAUACCUGUCCAACAUGCGAUCUUGUGAUUCACCAAAGUCAUCCUCUGAAUUAUAUAAAUUUCGACAGAACUAUGCAAGAUAUGGUAUAUAAGUUGGUUCCCGGACUAGAAGAAAAUGAAAUCAAUCGAGAACGAGAAUUCUAUCGUGUUCGUGGAUUACCGUAUCCUAAAGAAGUGCCUUUAGAAAACGCUAAAAUUAAAGAAGAAGAAACCAAAGAAAAAGGAGCCGAAUCUGAUUAUCAUCGUUUCGACGAACAAGUUAAUAUAAGUCUGGAAUCUAUUGCAAACGAUCAUAUGAAAUCGUUGAAACGAAAGUACAUCCGAGUUUCUUCUCAAGCAACGGUUACACAGAUUAAGAAAUUCAUCGCCAAGUACGUUUGUGAUGGAAUGGAGAAAUACAGAGAUGUGGAUAUCUUGUGCAAUAACGAAUUACUAGGCAAAGAUCAUACCUUGAAGUUUGUUUACGUAACAAGAUGGAGAUUUCAAAAUCCUCCUUUACGAUUGCAAUACCGACCGAGCAUUCAAUUAUGACAAAUAUUUUCAUCUAAAAAGACCCCUAAAUCCAUUCCGUUUCUUUUAUGAAACUUUUAAAAACCGUAUACGCCUAUUCUUUAUUUUAUUAUCUACAAUCGCAAUAGCCAGAUAAUAAAAAGAAAUUUUUAGUAGGAGCAAUUUUUUAGAUCUCUUUUUUUUCUAUUUCUUUUUUUUUCGUGAACGUAAUAUUUUUUAUUUAUUUUAUUUUUCUCUUCUCUUUCCAUUGCGUACCGUGUUUGUACUUUUUGUUGUUUUAUCGUGUUAUUUUAUUUUUUAAAUUUCGACUCUAUGAGUAAGUGUGUUUUUGUAUUCAUGAAUUUUGUAAUAAAUUUUACGAAU
Messenger RNA from Planococcus citri (citrus mealybug), 1188 nucleotides. It is a transcript of the gene l(3)73Ah, whose product is annotated as lethal (3) 73Ah. The record is from RefSeq and is a predicted model, not a curated record. NCBI's taxonomy places the organism in Eukaryota, Metazoa, Arthropoda, Insecta, Hemiptera, Pseudococcidae. Gene Ontology annotation, biological process: regulation of transcription by RNA polymerase II. Bases 166 to 846 code for a protein of 226 amino acids. The transcript is spliced from 6 exons. Gene Ontology annotation, cellular component: PRC1 complex.